Meriones unguiculatus (Mongolian gerbil) is the source of this 7904-nucleotide messenger RNA. RefSeq names its product G protein-coupled receptor 22 (gene Gpr22). The record is from RefSeq and is a predicted model, not a curated record. Lineage: Eukaryota; Metazoa; Chordata; Mammalia; Rodentia; Muridae. Gene Ontology annotation, cellular component: membrane. The transcript is spliced from 3 exons. Bases 1418 to 2716 code for a protein of 432 amino acids. Gene Ontology annotation, molecular function: peptide binding; G protein-coupled receptor activity. Gene Ontology annotation, biological process: G protein-coupled receptor signaling pathway.
UCUCUGCAGUGGAGAGAAGCGACAAGGUAGGCUGUCACUCUGUAAAAGCUGCUCAGAGCAGGCUUUCCUCUGAAGAGCAGUGCCGUUCCCUUUCAGAAAGACGGGAUCUGAAUGCUGUCUCUAGAGACAAGAGCCCUCAGUAUGCUAAAUUACUUUCAUUCUGUAUUUUCAAAUGCUUCUUGACUGCACAGUAGGCAGAGUGAAAGGCUGCUGCAGCGGAGCAGCACUACCCAUUCUGUACAUUAGCAGGACUGCCGAAACAAUGGCACAGUACAGGCACAUUUUCAUUAAGGUCGUUCUGAAGAGAUUGUUAUGACUCUCUUCCCUCAGCCCUGUACUUAAAAACGAACAAAAUGAAUCAAUCAAAACUGGAACUGCUUCAACUACAUCAAGAACUGGUCAAAUCUUUAGCAAAGGGCCCACAACUAAUUCAAUAUAUACAACUGACAAUUUGAAGAAUGCAACUGACUGAGAAGCUCCCUAGCUCUCUGAACCACAAACUGCUAGAUAUUCUUGUAACACAUGAUUUUAAGACACUAAGGAGUUAAAGCCUCAGAUUAGCUCUACCGGAAUGGAACAAGCUGACAGCAUCCCAAGAAGAUGCUACAUAGAAUAACCAUGAAAAGGAAAAGAAAUAGAACUGUAAAAGCCUGAAGACCAACUGGUGAGCAUUAUUAAGGAAGAUCUCACACUUUAAUACAGCAGAAUUAUGGACACUAUUGAUUCUGCAAGGCACAGUAAAACAAAAACUUCAAAAUGAAGCAAGCAAAAUGAAGCUUUAGUAAAUGUUUCCUGCACUAUUCACAGUCCUAUCAACUGAUACGACUAAUCGAAUUUUUCAUCUGAGCUUUAUGACCAAUUAUGUAUCCUCUUCUAAUGAGAACAAACCGAAUUAAAUAGCAGAUGGUUUUUAUCAAAAGAGCAUGUACUGGAUUUAUAAUAUAAAGCAAAUUAUGUGAUCAAAAAAAAUCAUUUCAAAAUAAUGAGAACUGUUGCAAAAACAGACUGAAAACAAGUGGAUUAUCUAAAUGCAUUUUAGAGGCUAGAAAUGUUAUGCUUCCUUUUCUAUUUUCACAUAUUGUGGAAAAUAAAGAGACACAAUCUUAUAUUCCUUCAAAAAAGAAAAUGCAAUUUCUAUCAUUUGAUGAAGUCUCAUUUGCCUGAAAAUUAUGUGCCAUUCUUUAGAAAUCCAUCAGCCAACUAAAUCUCACAGUUCAUACAACUGAAGUACUCAAAUAGCAAAUGAAUGAAUUCCUACAAGACAUGAAAUAAAACACAGCUACUCCACCGUUGCCAGGGAAAACUUCAUGUCAAAAUUGUCAAUGACAUCAUGUAUCAGUUUAUGGAAAACUACGAUGGUGAGCCAAAAGACCCAUAAGGCAACAGCAAACAGGGAAACACCAACUGCUCCAAAAGAAUGUGUUUUUCUCCUGUUCUGGAAAUCAACAUGCAGUCUGAAUCAAACAUCACGGUGCGAGAUGACACUGAUGACAUCGACACCAAUAUGUACCAACCACUAUCAUACCCACUAAGCUUUCAAGUGUCUCUCACUGGAUUUCUCAUGUUAGAAAUUGUGCUGGGACUUGGCAGCAACCUUACCGUAUUGGUACUUUACUGCAUGAAAUCCAACUUAAUCAACUCUGUCAGUAACAUUAUCACAAUGAACCUCCAUGUCCUUGAUGUAAUAAUCUGUGUGGGAUGCAUUCCCCUAACGAUAGUGAUCCUGCUGCUCUCACUGGAGAGCAACACUGCACUCAUCUGCUGUUUCCACGAAGCUUGUGUUUCCUUUGCAAGUGUUUCAACAGCAAUCAAUGUGUUUGCUAUCACUCUGGACAGAUAUGACAUCUCUGUAAAACCUGCAAACAGGAUUCUGACAAUGGGCAGAGCUGUAAUGCUAAUGACAUCCAUUUGGAUUUUUUCUUUCUUCUCAUUCCUGAUUCCCUUCAUUGAAGUAAAUUUUUUCAGUCUUCAAAGUGGAAAUACGUGGGCAAACAAGACAUUGCUGUGUGUCAGUACGAGUGAGUACUAUACUGAGCUGGGGAUGUAUUACCACCUUCUAGUUCAGAUCCCCAUCUUCUUCUUCACAGUCGUGGUGAUGCUGAUCACAUACACCAAGAUACUGCAGGCUCUUAACAUCCGGAUAGGCACCAGAUUCUCCACAGGGCAGAAGAAGAAAGUCCGGAAGAAAAAGACAAUCUCUCUAACGGCACACGAGACCACAGACUUGUCACAAGGCAGUGGCGGGAGGAACGUCGUGUUUGGUGUGAGAACUUCAGUUUCUGUGAUAAUUGCCCUGCGGCGAGCCGUGAGACGCCACCGGGAACGACGAGAAAGGCAAAAAAGAGUCUUCAAAAUGUCUUUAUUGAUUAUUUCUACUUUUCUUCUCUGUUGGACACCAAUUUCUGUUUUAAAUACCACCAUUUUAUGUUUAGGCCCAAGUGACCUUUUAGUAAAAUUAAGAUUGUGUUUUCUAGUCAUGGCUUAUGGAACAACUAUAUUCCACCCUCUCUUGUACGCAUUCACCAGACAAAAAUUUCAAAAGGUCUUAAAAAGUAAAAUGAAAAAGCGAGUUGUUUCCAUAGUUGAAGCUGAUCCCAUGCCUAAUAAUGCUGUAAUACACAACUCAUGGAUAGAUCCUAAAAGAAACAAAAAGGUUACCUAUGAAGACAGUGAAAUAAGAGAGAAAUGUUUAGUUCCUCAGGUUGUUACAGACUAGGGAGAAGUCUAAGUUUUACCAAAUUUACAUUCAGAAGAAUUUUAAAUUUAAAUUGUAAAAACUGAUUACUGCCAAAUGUAAGAGAAAACAUUCUCAGUAUUGGUUAUGUUGUAAAUUCUCAAUGUGAAUGUCAAUUAGAUUAGGUCAUAUAUACUCAAUUUCUUCAUUAUUUAACGUAUUUGUUGCAUGGCAGUUUGUUAAAAGUAGUAUCACGUGUAUAUUUUGUCAAUACUAUGUCCAUCAGAAGAUAUCCGUGUAAGUCAUAUUUUCUAAAGAAUAAAUGCGUAGCCUUAAAAGAGUGUAUAACUUUAAAAUGUAACUGAAACAGGUAUCUAAGAUUUUUUAAACAAUAUAUGAAGUCUUUUAUUUCUAAGCCACGAACUACAGAUAUGAUGACCAGUUGCAUAAUGUUUAACACAAAAAAAUUAUAGGCUCAAAACAAUCACAGCAAGAUUUUCUGUAUCAUUAUGCUGUUUCUGAUGUGAUCAACUUGUUAAAAUAUUUUAACAACAAAAUAAUGAACUAUAUAUAAACGUAUUCUUUCUUUUGAAUGUAGGAAAUAUAGACUAUAAUAGUAUUUCAAAACCUUGAAUCGAUGAAUAAAUAAGCCCUAUAUAUGCACACCAAAACAGGGAAACUUUGAAAAUCAAGUUUAUUAAAGAAAGAAAAAAAGAUUGAAUUCUAUUACAAGGGUAAUAUGGCUAUAGUACAAAUGAAGCAACCAUAAAGGGAGCGAGGGGAACAAGGCUACAGUAACUCCAGCUUUGUCCCUCCUCCCUCAUUCUGCCUGCUUCUAUACCAAAUAUUCUAGGUUAAAAGAAAAUGUUAGUCUUAAAAAACUGCAAUAAAACAAUUUUUAACUCUAUUUUGUAUAAGAGAUGUUAACCAUACAAAUAGAAAGACUGAGCAGAGGGAAAGAGGAUCGUUUCUGCCACUGUAGAAAAGCCUAACACAGCCAGAUGUUUCUAAUUUUAGAUACAAAGCAACUUAUGUGAGGCAGAAUUUAUACAAUAUUCCUUCCCAGCCUUCAAAAUACAGCAGUUGUUUCCACUCUCCAGGUGAUUAAAGCAACCAUUAAUUGUGAUACAUUUCUAUUCCAACACCAUGUAACAUAACUUAAGCAUUUUUCUCUCAAAUCCUCAAUUUGUUAUAUAAUGAUUACUAAUUGUAAUUAUAGAUAAUAAGUAUUAUGAAUAUUUUCAUAGCAAAAAUUUCUCACUUGUUAUAACAAUCUGGCAAUGUGUAGUAAAUAUCAAAAACUUAGCAACAACUUACUUAAAAUAUGUAAGUACCUGCUAUAAAUAACUGGUUAGCUUGACAAUAAUUAUCCUAUAUUUUAAAUACUGUAUUCAUUAAAUGAAGUAAUAUUUUUAAAUUUAAAACUUCAUGUUAAACAUUUUAUAUAUAUAUAUGGGUGUGUAUAUAUAUAUAUAUAUAUAUAAAAUCACUUUCAUACAAAUAAAUGAGUUCAUUUAAUCAACUUUACUGACUAGCCUAGACCCUGGGGAAAUGAGUAUGGUACAGGAGCUUAAAAAUCACUAAUGUUUCCGGCAAAUUAAACUGAUUCAUUUCUGAUAAUAAUACUAGUGUCAAAACUUGGCAAAGGCCCACUUUCCUCCUGCUUUAUGAAAUUAAAGAAAUGCUGCAGUUUGACAAAAUGUAGCAUAAUCAAAUAAAAUUUAUUUUUGAAACUUAAAACUAAGACUUAAUGGUGUUAAGAAAUUUUUCACUCAUAUUAAUGCAUUUGGCCUACAAUAUCUCCUAACAACCUAAAUCUUUUAAUGCAUUUUGUACUUGGAAUUCCAAGCAUACGUUAAAAUAUUCAUACCUAGAUUUAUAAAAUCUUAAUUUUAAAAAUUCUACUACUUUCACAGUUCAUGUUAAGGAAAACCUCCACUGAGUUUUCAGUAUUUUUAAUCAUAAGGUUUAUAAGCAUUGCAAAUAAAUGAGUAUAAAAGCUAAUUUCUGCCAGGUUGGCCUAACAGUUUUCAUGGAUUCUGAUCUUCUUUUGUAUUAGGAAAAAAAUAAAUAGCAAACUAUACCGCCCUGUAAGCUGCUAUUUGUUCAUGGACAUCAAAGUAAACAAGGAAGCAUUUUCCCUACUGUAAUGAACAUUUCAGGGUACAAAAGUAUACCUACUGAUUUACAGCAAACAAAAUCUAUACCUGUCCACACCUCACCAGAAACCUCAAGCAGCAUUCAACGUGUUCAAUAGUAUAUAAUGUGUGAAAGUUAGGUAAAAAAGAAAGCACAAAUAUCUGCAAUUGUUGAUCUCUUGGUAAAGGACAGCUCAGACAGACUCAAGUUUUCACUGACUUAUGUUCUACUGAAGAACAUUAUUUUCCUCAGAAUGUCUUCUGCUUCCAUAUGGUGGUUGCUGGUUUUAUUGUUAUUGUUUUGGGGUUUUGUUUGUUUUACUUUUUCACUAGAAAUUUUACCCACAUACGCAUUCUGGCUAACUUUUCCCUUUAUAAUGAAAACUUUUUGCAAAUGCAGUAGAAGCAGGAGAGGUAUAGGCUGCUUCUUACAUGUCUACCUGUAUAGCCAUGUGCUUCCAAUCUAUGCUUUCAGACAUAGAUGCUAAUGUCUGUAGUUAGGAGAGUCAACUACUUCCAGGAAGAGCUCCAUAAAGUUCAGAAAUUUGUACUUUCUAUUUUGUUUGCCAAUCUAGGGAAUUAUUACUCUACCAAGAAGAUCUUUAAACCAAUUAUAAAGAUUAAAUUCUUGAUAAUUGGGCUUUUAAAAAGACUGUUUUAUACUUCACACUGUUAGUCAUAAUCACAUAAGUGAUCAAGUUUUCCAUAUCCAAAACAAAAAAAAAAAAAAAACUCCAAGUUCACCAGCCAAUCAGAGUGGCUUAGUGGAAAAGUAAAGCACUUGCCAAACAAGGCUGGCAACCAGAGUUUGAUUACUUGAACCCACAUACAGGUAGGAGAGAAACAAUUCCACAAAGCUGUCCUCAGACCUCUAAAUGUGCUGCUUGGUACUUGCGCGUAUGUGCACACAUACUAUAAAUAAAAACAUUCUUUUUCAAAUAAGACUCAAGAGUAAACACAAUAAAAUUUAAGAAAAUACUAGGAUUUUAUUACACAUAAUAACUCUUAAGCUAUAUUUCAAGGUCAACAGCAUUUUUUUUUCCCCAAGACAGGGAUUUUCUGUAUAGCUUUGGGUGUUCUGGACCAGGCUGGCCUUGAACUCACAGAUCCUGCCUCUGCCUCCCUGAGUGCUAGGAUUACAGGUAUGCCCCACCAGGCCCAGCUGGUCAGCAGCAUUUUUAAUCUUAUUGCAUUUUGUAGCUAAAUAAUUAGGUUUUGUAAUUCAGUUGGCCUGUGAAUUUUUUAUUCUUUUUUUUAUUGUUUAUUAUUAUUAGUUACAUUUUAUUAACUCUGUAUCCCAGCUGUAUCCUGCUCCCUUAUUCCCUCCCAAUUCCACCUUCCCCCCCUCAGCUUCUCCCUGCCCCUUUCCAAGUCCACAGAUUGGGGAGGACCUCCUCCCCUUUCGUCUUGGUCUGUGAAUUUUUAUAAUGCAUAAGCAUCAUCACAGAGAUGUUGAAUUCCAGAGAAAAGGUAAUGACACAAAGGAAUAUAAAAAUCCAUAAUCUAGGUAUACAUCAAGUAUUGCUCAUCAGAAUUGCUUGGAGUGGAAUGUUUCAGAUUGCUGUAGGUAUACCUGUAUAUACUUAAUGACAUAACUUACAGAUUGGUCCAAUUUAAUUGAGUUUCAUCUAUUUCACAUACACAUAAUCUAAAGGUAAUUUUAUGAGAUAUCAUCAUGUUAAGUCAAGUGUAGAAUAUUGCCUGUGUCCUGUCCAAAAAGUUUCAGAUUUUACAAUAUUUUGGAUUUUCAGAUUAGCAAUGCUUGAGCUAUCUUCAAAAGUGUUAAAAUACCUGAAAAGGAGGUACACUACUCAAAUUUGAUAAAGGAAGAGAAAUAUUUUAGGAGACUAAAGGAGAAAACAAUUAUAUCAAAUUUAAUAUGGUCAUAACAAAAGUACUACUAAGGAAGACUACUACAAUGUAUUCCAGAGGAAAAAAGAAAGAAAAUUGCUGUGUAGAAGAAAAUUAAUACAGUAAGGGGAAUCUAUUUAGGAAGUUACACUGGGCCAUUACACAAGACCUGAAAUGCCAGCAGAAACAUGUGAGCAAGGUAACAAAAAGAAGGGCAAGCUGCCAAAAUCACCAACAACGUUGUUAGAGAGUAAUAUGCACAGAACUAUCUGGGGAGGCCUCAAUGGAUAGGAGGUUGCUGCUUUCACCUGGAUAUUAAGGAGUGUCUUGCCAAAACUAUGGCAGUAAGGCCUGAACACACUGAACAGCUAGGAGAGGCAGUAACAGCCACAAUCAAUAGGCUUUGCUAACUAAGGAAAAAGCUGAUGGAAGAAAAUGAAGAAUUAAGCAUGGCCAUGUGAAGAACCAUAAGAAACCAGAUUGCCCUCUAUAAUGGAAAUAUUUAAUUAUGCACUGCACAAAGUACAAGGAUAACAAGGGCAAAACAGUAAGAAUCUGUGGGAGAAAAUUCAAUAAAGUAAAAUGAAUAUUAUUCAUGAAUGUUUUCAUUACCAGAAUAUAUUUAGACUGACGGGACUUGGGGUUUUGGUUUUGAUUUUGAUUUUUGAAACUCACUAGCCCUGGCUGGUCUGAACUAACUACACAAACCUGAAUGGCUUCAAAUUCAGAAAUGUAUAUGUGUUUAAUGUCUUCUAAAUGCUGCAAUUAAAGGCCAGGAAUCUAAACUGAAAUGUUAGGACUGAAUUACCUACUUUAUAUCUCACAAGUUAGUUGACUGCAUCUUCCCACCAUACCAUUCUUUUGAGUAGGUUUGUUUAUAAAAAGAUUAAAAGGCCUUAGUUAAAUGCUUGCCUAUCCUUUACAAAACCUUGCAGCCUAGCACUGUGUAAAACUAUUUGGAAAUCCCUAGCAUACAGCUGAUAGUAGGAAGAUCACAGGUUCAAGGUUAUCCUUGUCUAUACAAUGCUAAAUACAGAGUCUGAGCUAGCAAUAGUCUACAGGAUAUCCUUUCUCAAAAUAAAUUAACAUAUAAUGACAACAUAACAACAUCCAUGUAAUAGAAAAUAAAAAGAAAAUCAUCCUUUGCCUUUUUCCUCCAAUAAUAGAUAAUAAAUAUCCAUUCAAUUCAUUAUAUGCAUAUCAUCAUUAUUUGUUAAUGGCUGAAUCAAGUUUUUGUUGUU